This is a messenger RNA of Eublepharis macularius, 3262 nucleotides long. RefSeq names its product interleukin-6 receptor subunit beta-like. Gene Ontology annotation, biological process: cytokine-mediated signaling pathway. Lineage: Eukaryota; Metazoa; Chordata; Lepidosauria; Squamata; Eublepharidae. The coding region runs from base 332 to 2629 and encodes 765 amino acids. Gene Ontology annotation, cellular component: external side of plasma membrane. The record is from RefSeq and is a predicted model, not a curated record. The transcript is spliced from 15 exons. Gene Ontology annotation, molecular function: cytokine receptor activity; protein binding.
CACUUCUGGAGUGCAGGCUGAAGGGACUUAUCCUGCAAAGCCAAAUUAGAACAGAGUAUCCUCCUUAGCUUUAUUAGUCCCAACAGAGAUAGUCCCAGUGUCUGGUUCCAAGCCAACCUAGAUGAAAAUACUUCUGAGCAGAUGCAGAGUGCAUUUCCCAUACUUCUAAGGAACUACAGAGAGCCCCCCUUGGGGAUUAAAGGGGACGGUCACCAGAUCAGAGAUUCCCAGCAGGCUUGAGUCCUAGGAACUCUUUGUCUAGGUAGUAAGGACUAUUGGAAGGGCAAGUGAGAAACUCAUUCAGAAGGUCAACAGGAGCUCGUCUUGGAGAAUGCAGCUGAUUCUGGGGUGGAUCAUGGCUCUCCUUGAACCCAUCUCCUGCUCAGUGGCUCCAAGAGACCUGAAGAUCAAGUACUGUGUCAGCUUUUGGGCCAAAAACAUCACUUGCUACUGGGAUCUCGUGCCAGAGACAUCUCUCCUAACUACGUACACCCUCCAUAUCACAGAGGAAGCCGGGCGCUGCCGAUGGGAUUUUGGCGGUGCCAGGAGCUGCAUCGCCGCCCAGGGAGACCGGUCUUGUGGCAUUCCAGUGGAGAACCUCUUUGCCUUUUACAAAAUCAUAUUGACUGCAGAGAAUGAGCUAGGCCAGACUACCCAGGAGGAGAAGUGCAUUCAUGGAUUGAGCAUUGUCAAACUGCAUCCACCUGAGAUCUACAACCUUGUUGCAAACCAAAGCCAUUGCUUCCAGCUGGAAUGGCGUCUCUCGGGGGAUGAAGUCCUGUUGGCAGCUGAGGCCCAGUAUCAGAUUGGAUACCAUGACCUGGCAGAGACCGCCUGGACGCAGGUGAAUUUUACAGCGACCGAGAAUGUGCCAGCUUCAGCAACCAUUUGUGGGGCAUCCCCCUUCACCAACUAUUCUGUCCGGGUGCGAGCAAAAUAUCUCCCCAGUUCUUCCCUCCAAAGUGAAGAGACUCCCUUCUGGAGUGAGUGGAGUACAGAGAGAUUUGUGAGAACCCUUCCUACAGCUCCAUCCAGAGGCCCAGCUCUUUGGAGGAAAGUAGGACCACCUGGUAGUGAUGGGAAGAGAGAAAUUGUCCUAAUGUGGAAGCCCUUGAAACCCAAGGAAGCCAAUGGCGAGAUCCUAGCCUACAGCCUCCAUUCGCAGAGAGAGGGGCAGCCUGCUAUCCCACAAUGCUUCACUCAAGACUUGCAAUGCACACUCUUCCUCCAGGCUGGGGAGGGGUUUACCUUCUUUGUUACAGCCAGCAAUGCCAUGGGCACGUCUCCCUCAACCAAGCUUGUGGUACCACCAUCUGGAGGCCAAGAAGCACCACCUUCUCAGCUGCCGCUCCUGGUAUCACCAGCAAGUGACCACAGCCUCCUCUUACAGUGGUCCUUCCUCAGGUUCCCAAGGAUGAGCUAUGUCUUCGAGUGGGGCCGGCUGCCCAGAAAACCAGGGGAAGAACGCUGCUGGCGUUAUCACCCAGGGUCCGUCGAUCAUGUGGUCAUUUCAGAGGCCAUUGAGCCAGGAUACCUCUAUGACUUGGAGAUCUUUGCCCUCAUCGAUGGCCGUGUCUGGGGCUUAGGUUCAACCACAGCUUACUCAAAACAGAUUGCUCCUCGGCGUGCCCCAGUGUUAAAUCCGGCCCAAAUCUGGAAGUCCCAAGUGGAGCUGCAGUGGGACCAAAUCCCAUUGGAGGAACGGGGUGGAGAGAUCCGAAACUACACCAUCUGUUACGAGGAAGAAGGAAAGGAUGGGCAGUCAGCAGUGGUGCUGGACAGCUCCGCCCACCACUACCUCAUCGAGAGCCUGGGCCCUGGCUCUGUUGUCCAGGUCUACAUUGUGGCCACCAAUGACGGAGGAAGCACACGCGGAUCCACUCUCUCCAUUCGCACCAAAAACUAUGACAACCUUGAAGCGGAAGUGCUGUUCUCAGCUCUUUGUGUGGGAUUUGUCCUCAUCCUCUCUGGAUCUCUGGCCUGUCUCUGCAAACAGCGAUUGAUCCAGAACUACCUGUGGCCACAAAUCCCCAACCCAGCAAAAAGCAACCUGGCCUUGUGGAUGCCACAAAAAGUGUGUCUGGACUUUCCAGCUCGUGGUGCUGAGAAAUGGAGCACCGGCUAUCUCGGUCUGACCAUCGGUGACCUCUUGAGAGUCCUUCCAUCGAAGCAAGAGGAACCAGACCCAAAAGUGCUCACAGAGAAUAAGUGGCAGGUUGAGGUUCCUGGAGCCUGGCACAAAUACCCCCAGCCUACUCCCGUCAUUGGAAACAGGACUUUGUCUCGGAAGCAGGGGGAGCUGCCCCAGAAAUUCCCAGAAACCUGGAGUGAGGUGGAAUAUGCACGGGUUUUCAUAAUCCAAAAGAACAAUGACCCUGAAGAGUCACAGGUACACCCGACGGGGUCCCUUUCCAAACGCCAGGCUCCUCCAAGCUCCUGUCCUGGAGCAAAGUUUGGCAAAGGAAUCUGGCUCCAGAAUAUGACCUAUGAGGCCCUGCUAGAUGUUGGGUCCCGCAACAUGGCCUUUGAAGUCACAGGUGAAUUCCCCCUUCUAGUAAGUCUGGCCACAGUGGCAGGAGAUGUCUGGACUUCUGAAAGUCCACAAGGGGACUCCCAGAAGCAACCCUAACAUAUCUUGUGUGAUCCUAGCAGGACCUUAGAUCUGAACUAUCUGGCAGCUCCGGUUUCACACGUUGUUGUUGUUUUAAAAAGUAACUGGCAGAUAAGCUUCACUGCAGGAGCCCUCAUCUACAGGAUUUGAAAGUUUAAAGAUAAUUCCAGGAAUCUGUUCUACUAAACUAGCUCAAAUCCAAGGUCCAGCAGAGCGCUUAGCUUUGAUCUAGCUUGCUUUUGGACUGCUUGUGUUAACUGCCAAUAACUUCAUGAAUGUCAAACUAGCCAGAUCAAAGAGGGAGGCUUUGGAACUGACAUUUCAAAGGGGACCCACAAGCCAAACCUGCCUCAUAAAACGUCGGCUGAUGGUUCCAACACCUCUACUUGCUUUUGACUCUUUGAUGUCAGGAUUCUCUAAUGUGGGGUGGGGGGAUCCAUAGCUUUCCUUAGCACCAAACAUAUAAGGUUCGGUCCUUCAAACAUUGGCCAAAAGGUUAUGAAGCCAUAAGGGCUAGAAUCUGAGCAGGAGUGGAGGUUAACAGACAUUCUCAUCAUGUUAAAUUCUGCAUCCGGGAUUGAUUUCUUGGGAACAUGGAGCGCAUACUGGUUGGAAUAAGCUGCUUUUACAGAUUCCUUCUCGCUGGAGCAA